Boeremia exigua is the source of this 816-nucleotide messenger RNA. Its product is annotated as kinase-like domain-containing protein. The transcript has a single exon. The record is from RefSeq and is a predicted model, not a curated record. Bases 1 to 816 code for a protein of 271 amino acids. Lineage: Eukaryota; Fungi; Ascomycota; Dothideomycetes; Pleosporales; Didymellaceae.
AUGACACGGGCCAAAAACAUCGCCCCUCACAAGAUUGACAAAUCGAUAUGGCAUCUGCAAGACUCUGACCGUAUACUCAAGAGAGGGCCCAACAUAAAGCUCUCCGAGGCAGAAGCCCUGCAAUUCGUUGCCUUGUCAACACACGUGCCUGUUCCAAAAGUGUUCGGGGCAUAUGAGAAGGACGGCCUGGGUCACAUUUUCAUGUCCAGGGUUCACGGAGUCCCACUCUACGACGUCCUGCACGUCUUGAAUGAGACACAGGUAGAGAGGCUCACUGCACAGCUGUCGGAAUAUGUAGGCAGCUGGAUGGCUCAACGCGGUGACUUUUUCGGCUCCAUGGGGUUUAAACCGUGUCGCGACAUUUUCUUCCAACACCUGCCUGCCGCAAACAUGCCAGAGCAGGACUACGGCCCGUUCAGAACACGUGCAGAAUACUGCAACGGGCUUGUUGCCGCACUCGUCAAUUCCAGGCCCGCUGGACACCUCGACGCCAAGGAUGCGCGCCUGGUAGAAAGACUCCAGCGCCUGGGUGACGGGCGUGCGGCACCCGGCGGCGGAUGCGCGGUGUUCUGCCACGGAGACCUACACCCAGACAAUAUAUUCGUCGACCAUGAUCAUGUGACCGUGGUUGCAAUCGUGGACAUGGGAGUUUCCGGCUUCAGCAUCCCCGAACGCGAGUACUUCGAAGCCAAGUCUCGCGCCCGAAACCCCGUGUGGUCCGCUAUGAUCGAUCGUGCCGUUCCAAAGAUCCCAGACGCCACCUACGCCUUGCUGUCAGAGCUGGAGCGUGAGCUCGUGCGAUACAGCGGACUAUGA